Molecule: messenger RNA, 1200 nt
Organism: Quercus robur (English oak)
Lineage: Eukaryota; Viridiplantae; Streptophyta; Magnoliopsida; Fagales; Fagaceae
Product: tetraspanin-8-like
Exons: 2
Coding region: 89-901 (270 amino acids)
Biological process (GO): auxin-activated signaling pathway
Cellular component (GO): plasma membrane; plasmodesma
Source: RefSeq, a predicted model, not a curated record
AAUAGAAUCCCACGGCUUGUAUAUAAAACAGGCUGUGUAUAGCACAAAAAUUUGACUGCUUCAUCUCUCUGUCUAGCAAAACGCCACGAUGUUCCGCGUGAGCAACAACCUGGUUGGGAUACUCAACUUCGUGACCUUCCUACUCUCAAUCCCAAUCCUCGCUGGUGGGAUAUGGCUGAGCCGACAGGCCGACACCGAGUGCGAGCGUUGGCUCGACAAACCCAUCAUCGCACUCGGCGUUUUUCUCAUGGUGGUCUCCAUAGCUGGCUUAAUCGGAGCUUGUUGCCGUGUUUCAUGGCUCCUCUGGUUCUACCUUCUGGUCAUGUUCCUCCUCAUAGUUCUUCUCUUCGUGUUUACCAUAUUUGUCUUUGCUAUUACCAACAAGGGUGCUGGGGAGGCCGUGUCGAAUCGUGGGUAUAAGGAGUAUAGGCUUGGUGAUUACUCCAAUUGGUUGCAGAAGAGGGUUACCAAUACCAAGAAUUGGAACAAAAUUAAAAGUUGCUUGCAGGAUAGUAAGGUUUGUACCAGUUUUGCUGACAAGUUUGUGAACGACAACAUGGAGCAGUUCUAUGCUGAGAAUCUCUCUGCGCUUCAGUCUGGUUGCUGCAAGCCAUCAAACGACUGCAAUUUUACCUAUGUGAAACCAACUGAAUGGACCAAUAAUAACACUGCUGUUGCUAGUAGUAACCCAGACUGCACUACAUGGAGCAAUGACCCAAAUGUUUUGUGCUUCAACUGUCAAUCAUGCAAGGCUGGAUUGCUCGACAACAUCAAGAGUAACUGGAAGAAGGUGGCCAUUGUCAACGUUAUAUUCCUUGUCUUCCUCGUUGUUGUGUACUCCGUUGGGUGCUGUGCGUUCAGAAACAAUAGGAAGGACAAUGCCUAUUGGAAUCGUCAGUAGACUGGAUUAUAUUAGCAUGUAAAGUGAUUAGGUGGCUUCCUAUCAUCUUCUAGCUUAGAUGUCCUUGUGAAUGCGCCUAUAUUUGGCUCUGUAAAGUUCUUUUGUGCUUGAUAAUAAUUUUUCACGAAGACGGUUUGUUUUUUUUUUUUCCUGUUCUUUGUUAUACGCUUGGAGUUGGUUUGACUUGUGUUGUUUUCUCUCUUCUAGUUUGAUCAUUAUUGGUUUCGUGCAUCAGUAGCUAAAAAUUGCUUCUCAACUCAAACUUAUUAUUAUUUAAAAUUUUAAUUUUCUUGUGUCUA